Spirodela intermedia is the source of this 10383-nucleotide messenger RNA. The record is from the annotation of a GenBank genome assembly. Lineage: Eukaryota; Viridiplantae; Streptophyta; Magnoliopsida; Alismatales; Araceae.
AUGAAAACAGACACAACGCUUUUGGCAGCACAAGGCAUCAAGAUGAAUCGGUUUUCUUUCGGUUCCAGUAAUGGCAACGGUACCCCCUUGCAGACAUCGACUGCUCUUUCAAACGGGGAUGAAUACGACAGCGAUGGUUCCACCUUUGCCCCUAUGUGAGUUUUUUCUCCUUCCUACCAAGAUAAUCAGUAGAAUGUGUACGGUUCAAAAUUGGCGUCAUGCUUUGAUUCAACAUUUGAACAAUAUCCUGAACCUACACAUCUAUCCUAUAAGGCAUACUCUUGAUGCUAGUUUGAACCUGGCGACCUUUAUGCUCAUGCUAGUGAACUAAUCACAGUGUAAAGAACAAUAUUUUAUUAUGAAUUUCUAUAUAACAUAAUGCAUCCUUAAUUUUUGCACUUAUUAUUUGUUCUGGCCUUUCUCCAGGACUCCAAUGUCCCUGUCAAUGUCUAUUCCACCAGAUCUGGCUGGUGCUAUACCAUUGAUUGAUCGAUUCCAGGUACAAAACUGAAUUUUGAUAGUUGAAUUUUCCAUUCCACCGUAUCAAUAUGGUCCUAUGUAAGGGGCAGAGGCUUGAUCCAUUUUGGAUUCUGAAGUCAUCCUUGUGUGGGCAUAAUUUUUUCAUGCUAAUAAUGCCUUGUUCAUCAUAUCAUUCUCAAAAGCAGAUUCAUUUUUUCUGUUGUCAAUUAGACAGAAAAAAACUGUAGCCUAAUCAUUUACAGAAGUAAUUAUUUUUGUCUAUCAACAUCUGACAACGUAUUGUGCUCCGAUAUCAUAUUUUUUUCUAAAAUUUGAAGGAGUUGGUUCAUAGAACUCAACAUAAUAAUGUUUCUUUGAAUGGGGUGCGUGGAAGUCAUCCUUUCCCAUUUCUGUUGUACGCUAGAACAUGGUAUUGCUUUCUCUGUACUCGGUUGUCAUCUAGAACGUUGUCAAUGUUUGAAAGGUGAUGAAAGGGUUCAUAGUGCGAUAUAAAUAUUUCCAUCUCGAGGACAUUUUGUUUCUAGUUCGGUCGUUCCAACUGAAAACAUGCGAAUUCAGUUUGCACAACCACCAAAAUUAUCUCAUUAUUCUCAUACAUAUCGCUUAGGAGAUAUAUUUUCUUAGUUUCCGAAAGUCGAAACUAUUCUGUAGUCAUUUAUUUGAGUCCUUUCUUUUAUCCUCUUCAAAAUCUGAGCCAGUUUCUUUCAGUGCAUUCAUUUUAUUGGCUUGAUAACAUAAUUUUGUGUAUUACCUUUGCAUCAAAAUAACGUGUCACUGAAGCAGUUAUGGGGCUUCUAGUUUUGUGGUUGAAUAUUAAAUGAUUUUAAAUUUUGGAUAUGCCCGUAUUUGUGCAUGUGGUUCGAUUGUUAGGUGGCAUAUGGUGCGACAAUGGGUCGUCUUUUCGUGCUUCACGGCUGUUGACAAUGAAUUAUUAAAGUUGUGGAAAUGAAUUUUUAUUUUCUGGGAGGUUCUUCAUCUUGAUGUUUCCCUCUUCAUAGGUUGAAGGUUUUCUGAGGUCGAUGCAAAAGCAAAUCCAGUCAGCUGGGAAACGGGGAUUUUUUUCAAAGAGAUCUUCAGGCCUGCAAGUUAAGGAGAAGUUUACUUUGGAGGAUAUGUUGUGUUUCCAGAAGGUAGUUCCUCUGUCAGAUAGUCUUUACAUGGUUUUCAUCCUAACAUCUUUACUUAAAAAUUAGCGUGAAGAAAAGGCACCUUAGCGUGAAGAAAGGUCUCUUCAAGAUUUUCGUCUUCCUGAAGAGCCAAUGUUAUCUCUAUACAUUGCUUUUCCCGAAAGACAACAUUGAUCUGAAACUCAUGUUUAUAUUUUUCAUACAGGAUCCUAUUCCAACAUCUUUACUUAAAAUUACCAGUGAUCUUGUUAGCCGUGCAAUUAAGCUAUUUCAAAUUAUUUUGAAGUACAUGGGGAUUGAUCCUUCUGACAAAAUAACUCUGUUGAGCAUAGAAGAUCGCGUUGAUCUUGUUGGAAAAAUUUAUAAGCAUACUUUGAAACGUUCAGAACUUCGAGAUGAGCUAUUUGUGCAGGUUUCAAAGCAAACAAGGAAUAACCCUGACAGGUAGCUCUCCAUUACCGUUUUUUAUUUUUUAUUUUGGUAUAUUUACACUUUGGCAUACUCUUUCGUGACAUUCCUCUGUUUUGUUCUUACUACAGAAUCUGCUUGGUGAAGGCGUGGGAACUUAUGUACCUCUGUGCAUCUUCAAUGCCUCCCAACAAGGACAUUGGGGUGUAUCUGUCAGAAUAUGUUCAUAACGUAGCUAAUGGGGUGAACACUGAUCCUGAUAUUCGUGUUCUUGCACUGAACACAUUAAAUGCAUUAAAACGUUCAAUCAAGGCUGGUCCCAGGCAUAUAGUUCCUGGGCGUGAGGAGAUUGAAGCUCUUCUGACAGGAAGAAAGCUUACAACCAUUGUUUUUUUCUUGGACGAGACCUUUGAGGAAAUAAAAUAUGAUAUGACAACUACAGUCGCGGAUGCUUUAGAGGUAUCCAUCUUUUCUCUUUUACCUGUAUAAGCACUAUAAUCGUGCUUGUUUUAAAGUUCAAUACAUUUAUCAGUAAUAGUUUCUGAAGUUAUUUAUACUUUUUAAUGGAAUCAUGCACUACCAUUUCCUUUCUUAAAGAUAGAUGAUCUAUGUAUCGCCUCUCAGGAUGCAUAGUAUUGUUAAUGCUGUUGAAUGCUCAUUUUAUUCCCACAAGCUUUCUGUAAGAAAUUUGAUCAUUCUUGGAUUUCAUACAGAUACAAAUAACAUUCGUUGCAGUAAGCAGAAUUUUUUGCAAGAAAAUCAUGUGUUGUCUUUAAAUAAAAAAUAUAACUCCGCUUUUCAUAUACUGAAAAUUCGAGGUGAUACUCCGAACGUUUCACGAUCAUUACUGUAACAAGCCUUUUGAGGACGUUAACCAGGAAAUCUCCCAAAAACUGUUAAACUGGCUUGGCUUGUGGCAGGGGGUGCUUGUUUGAUGUCAACUUGAUUUUAGUGUCCCUCAUAUCUCGAUCUCUUUGUGGUGUAUAAGUUGAUUCUGCUUGUUUCCUGCUCCAAAACCCAUGAUCAUGUCUAUUUUUAUUUCCUAACAUUAUUUUAUUUUAUUAACUGAAAAUAUAGUGCCUUUAUUUGCUUUCAUGUUCUUUACAGAAAGUCAUGAUUUCUUUGUAUACUGUUCGUUCCUCAGGAACUUGCUGGGAUCAUCAAACUUUCAGUUUACUCGAGUUUCAGUUUGUUUGAAUGUCGGAAGGUUGUCAGUGGGUCAAAGUCUACAGAUAUUGGCAAUGGUCGAUUUUGAACUUUUCUUGAACUUUGUGUCUGCCCCUUUUCUGCUUAUCAAUUUAUUCAUUUUACUUGAAUGCAGCAUUAACCUCUUUUCUUUCCUUAUCAGAGGAAUACAUUGGUCUGGAUGAAAAUAAAUAUAUAGGGGAUUUGUUAUCAGAGUUCAAGGCAUCAAAAGAUCGCAGCAAAGGAGAGAUUUUGCACUGCAAACUAUCAUUUAAAAAGAGGUUGUUUAGGGAGUCUGAUGAAGCCAUAACAGAUCCAAUGUUUAUUCAGUUAUCUUAUGUGCAGGUAGACCCUCCUAUUUCUCAACUUCUAUCAAUUGCCUUGUUGACUAACCUGAUCACCCUAUGCUCAGUUUGUCACCAGGUGUAAAAAAAUGAUUCUUUUAACUUAUCUGUAAUUUUUAAAAUGGCUCUAAUCUCCAUCCCCUAUGUUUGACUUGCAGUUACAGCAUGAUUACAUUUUGGGAAAUUAUCCUGUUGGAAGAGACGAUGCUGCGCAGCUCUCUGCUUUGCAAAUCUUAGUUGAUAUUGGAUACAUUGGGAAUCCCGACGCAUGCAUGUCAGUGUCUUAAGUAUUACCAUGAUUAAAUUUCUCUAUUCAGUGUUAUUAUUUUCCUUUCUUUUGUAUUUUUAUUUUUUUAACGUACGUAAUCUUAGUCUUGAAUUAUUUGCAGUGAAUGGACAUCACUUCUUGAAAGAUUCUUACCCAAGCAGAUAGCAAUGACACGUGCAAGAUGUGAAUGGGAGAUUGAUGUCAUUUCUCGGUAUCGUCUGAUGGUAAGAUCCGAGUCAUGCUGCUCAAGCGGAUGGAUAUAUAAGAUGUUCAUAAAAGUUAAUAUUUUCGAGUUUCAUUAUGGUGCUGGUAUCUUUUGACUUUUAGAUUGAUUGAUCGAAUAGUUUUUGGAAGUCUACCUUAAUUAAUUUUUUUCAUCCUAUGCCAUAAUAGUAUCCUUCCAUCAACGCUUCAUAACCUUUGAAAGGUCAUUUAUAUGAGAUUAUUCCUUAGAUAUUAAAUGUAUCUUUAAACCUUCGUUUCAUGUCACUGGAACUCUUAGAUAUCUUUUUCUUUUUGUUUGUGAGUUCAGAGGACAGGGUGAUGCUCUGGAUACCUUAACAGAGAGCAUCGACUUGUACGCUCAUUUUGAUGGGAUUAACUUUGUUCGGUUUAAAUCAUAUUUCAAAAGCUUUGUUAUCAUUUUGCAGGAACAUCUUUCAAAGGAUGAUGCUAGGCAGCAAUUCCUCCGUAUCUUGAGAACUCUUCCUUAUGGAAACUCAGUUUUCUUCAGUGUUCGAAAGAUAGAUGACCCUAUUGGGCUUUUGCCUGGUCGUAUUAUUUUAGGAAUCAACAAGCGAGGGGUGUGUUUUACUGUUCUCGAACAUAUUCUCCUUUUGCAAUGAAUAUUGAAAAUAUGUUCUAAUUAGUCAACUGAUUAUCUCAUCUUCCAGGUUCAUUUCUUCCGGCCCGUUCCUAAAGAAUAUCUGCAUUCUGCGGAGUUACGAGAUAUCAUGCAGUUUGGUAGCAGUAACACUGCUGUUUUUUUUAAGAUGAGGGUUGCUGGAGUCCUUCACAUAUUUCAAUUUGAAACCAAGCAGGUCUUGUGUGCUUGUUUCUACAGAAGAAUUUAUUUCUUGUUAUAUUAUGUGAAAUUUCAUGAGGUUCAAGGUUAUUAACUUUUUUCCUGACGUUUUGCAGGGGGAGGAAAUUUGUGUCGCUCUUCAGACACAUAUAAACGAUGUAAUGCUUCGCAGAUACUCAAAAGCACGCUCUACAGUUAAUGGAUUGGUUCAGGGCGACUUCAUGCAAUCUGUGAAACCUCCCAGCGUUGAUGUCUAUGAAAAACGUUUGCACGAAUUAUCUAAGACAGUUGAGGAAUCUCAGAAGAAUGCAGAUCGAGUAAGUGAAUAAAUUAUCUUAACAUAUUUUUGGAUCUCAGAAGAAUGCAGAUUGAACUGGUUAAUCGUCUCUAUUAAAUAUCAUUUAGGAGUGUGCUAGCGCCCUAAGACUUCUUUACUAUAUUAUGACUUUUCUAGCUUCGUCGAUUUUUUGUGUUGGAAGCUGUGUCUCAUUAAUCUCCAGAGGAGUCGAUCUUCUCUCAUUGUUCAAUUCAUAGUGGGAUUAUUUGCAAGUGGCAGCGCCACGCCGGCGUGUAUAAUUAUUUGGGUUUUUCUUGGUAUAUAGAUACUCCUAUGGUCCCUUCAAAAUGUUUUCUAAGUAUCCACUCAACCAUCAAUUCACCUAUGGUUCCUAAGUAUGUUAACUGUAUGGUGCCACUCUAUCGGAACAGUAAGUACUUGCUGAAUCAUGCCACACCACGAACCUUAUUCUGAAAGACUUCCCUCAUUUAAGGUAAUUUUGAAAGUUAGAUCUUGUGCAUGUGCAUUGUGGUUCCGCGGACUUGUCCCCUUCCCCACCCUCCAAUUAUACACAUAACAGGAAUCCCGUGGUAUACCUCUUUCAGGGAGUUACUCAUCAGUUACUCCAUGUUACUGGAACAAUUAUAUCUCAGAUCCUCUCCAAUGUUUGAGAUGCCAUUAGUGAUUGAACAGGCUCCUGAUUAGUGGUAAUUUUUGUGCCUUUAGUUGGGAUUCUUCCUUGUCAUGUACCAGUGGACAUCCGAUUCCCUUGUUUUCUUUAUGUUCAAAGUUGUAGAAUUUCGAUUUCUCAGAACUGGAAGCAUUGUUGUCGUUUUUCUCAUUUCUCAGGUUUUUUUUUUCGUCUUCUCCUUCAGAAUUUCGAUUGGCAUUUGUUCUCUUAUAUUUUUGGACCUCUCUUCUUACCAUCUGUUGUGUUAUAUAGUUACUAGAAGAAUUGCGUGCCAAGCAGAAGAAGGAAAUAGAAUUACAAGAGGAACUGGAAGGGCUGAAAGAUUUGUUACAGCUGGAGAAGAAAAAUUCAAGAGAAGCGCUUGGUGACCGUAAUCAACUGCAAAAAUUGUAUGAUGAAAAACAUGCUUCUUUACAGGUAAACGUUUUCAAAAACGUUUGUCUAUGAGACUUGAUUAAUCAACUCGCUUAUCAGUCAGCUAAUUUCUCCCUUAUGACGCUGUCAUUUGAUCAGGCAGCAAUGAUGGAUAAAGCUAAAAUGGAAGCUAAGUUAACAUUGAUAAACGAUAAGGUAAAGUAUAGUUCUAUGGGCAAUCAUAGAAGAGAUUUUCCUGCUGGAUCGGGUGACCAAGGUAGAGAAUCUGCUUCAGGACAAGGCACUCUCCAGGUGCAUUCUCACUCACCAUCGUUUAACUGUUAUAAUAAAUUUAUUUUUGUUUAUCCGAUAAUGUAGCAUUACUUGCUCAGAUCAUGCCAAGUCUAAUAAAGUUAACAUUACUUGGUAUGUCCGUACUCAGGCUUUGGAGAACAUUCAGAAUGAGUUGAAGUCAUGUGCAGAAGAAUUGCAUGCGUCAAAAGAGAUUUCUAAAGCAUUAGCUAAUGAAAAGUUAUUUUUGGAGCAGAAGAUUUCAAGGCUGGAGAAGAAGAAAAAGGAAGAGGUCUCUUCACUUUCUUGCGAUCAAUCAUUUUUUCAGAUUGUAUUUUUUUGGUAAUUGCAAUUAUGCUGAUAAUUCAUCUGCUUGUAUUACAUCGCAGAUGGAAGCUCUGGAGAGAAGUUUUGAACAAGAGCGUGCAAAGCUGAAAACACAGAUUUGUGAACUUGAAGAGAAACUUAAAAAUGUCAUGUGCGACUUAACUGUUCUGGAAUCCACCCUUACCUUGAGGAACGAACAAUUUGAUGCUUUGCAAAACAACUUAAAAGAGUUGGAGGAACUACGAGAACUGAAAGAGGUGUCGUAUACAGAAAUUAAUCUUUUGCCAGUUGCGCCAUUAUUUUUGUCUUUUGUUAAAAAGAAUUGCAGGUUGACAAAUCCCAGAGAUUAUUUAUGUGACAACAGGAUAUUGAUCGGAAAAAUGAACAAACAGCAGCAAUAUUGAAAAGGCAAGGAGAACAAAUAGUUGAGCUUGAAGCCCUUUAUAAGGAAGAGCAAAUUCUAAGGAAACGAUAUUUCAAUACCAUAGAAGGUUAUUCUAUGAGUUCUUGACAGACUAAAUAAUAUGUUUGAUUCCCCCCCCCCCCCUCUUCCUCUAUUUUGAUGAGUUGAAUUGUGUUUUAUCACUUUUCCAGAUAUGAAAGGAAAGAUCAGGGUUUUCUGUCGCUUACGUCCACUUACUGAAAAAGAGAUUGUGGAAAAUGAGAACGAGGCUGUCAGAUGUCUUGACGAGUUCACAGUAGAGCACACAUGGAAAGAUGACAAACCCAAACAACAUCUCUACGAUCGUGUCUUUGACGGUGCUGCAACACAAGAUGAAGUCUUUGAAGAUACAAAGGUGAUCUUCUUGAGUUUUUUCAUGAAACUUUUAGAAUGCUUGUAUUCAGGUGAAGCAAGUGUGAUACCUUAUGUUUGACUUUUUCCGAUUGUAAUGCAGUAUCUAGUGCAGUCUGCAGUCGAUGGAUAUAAUGUCUGUAUUUUUGCUUAUGGGCAAACGGGUUCCGGUAAAACAUUUACGAUUUAUGGUUCGGAGAAUAAUCCAGGACUUACGCCAAGGGCAACUGCUGAACUUUUUAAAAUAGUGAAGCGUGAUAGCAAGAAGUUAUCUUUUUCCCUGAAGGUAACAUGUUUCGUUCUGUUUUCUCUUGCUGAAAAUAUCAUCCAAGUUUGCAUUGUCUUAUUACACUGCUGAUUGUCUUAUGGGUAACUCGUAGAUGCACGUUACUUCAUUAGUUGACAAUGGAAAGCUGGGAAAAAUAUCAUUUUAUGGUACUUAUAUUUUGUAUUUAUGUAUCUGAGUGUACCACGGUAAAGCUGGCCUUUUGUCGUAGAGCCUGAGGUGAAUGGUGAGCUUGCUUGCUUUCUGGGCAGGCUAGUAGGAUGAUUUCUAUGCACAAUACCGUUUGUUUUCCUCGGUGAAAUGCUGUGCCGUAGUUUUCUACACUGGAAAAAAUGGCGAGUUCGGUAGGUGAAAUUCGAUUGGCCUUGCCUUUGCUUUGCUGUAGCUACUUUGUCAGCUAGUACAGCAGUCACGAACAACAGCAGACUCUAAGGAGCAUACAAAACAUAAACGUUCAAGCGUUUUGUUCCACUGUUCAACUGCCACACCAUAUCCAUAACCUGUUAAAAGUGGCGAUUUCAUGAUUGAGUUCCCUAGUUACUUUAUGCAAGUUCAUUGCAGUUCAUCAUUGGAGUUACAUUUUUCUCUCUCUCAAAAUGUAAAUAUUGUUGAAUAAAAUUUAAAAUCAUGCUUAUCCUUGAUCCAGCCAUUUAUUUAGAACUGUGUUUAACCGAUACACAGUUUUGACGCUCGCCUCUAACCCUGUCUAUUGAUGUACUGCAGGUAUAUAUGGUUGAACUUUAUCAAGAUACACUUGUUGAUCUUCUAUUACCUAGGAAUGCGAAGCGACUAAAAUUAGAGAUAAAAAAAGAUUCAAAGGUAAUACAUGUCGAAGAUGUCGAUCAGUAAUUGAAUCACUGGAUAUUUGUUUUCUAUUAGAAAAUUGCAAUAAUUAAUGUCGACAGCAAAAUCGUGGCAUAAACGUUUAUUAUUUUCUUUUUAUUCAUACCUUUGUACGCGUAGAAAGGACGAAACCAUUCUGCUCUACUGUUGGGUUCUAUUUAAUGAAUUUAUUUGUGUUGAACUCAUUCACAAUAUAGAUGUGUUGUUAUCUGGUUGCAUUAUCGAAUGUUAUUUGAGGAACAAGUCAAUUCAGGCUCUUCAGAUACUAGACAACGAAGGUCAACUAUGCAAGAGGCUCAAGCAUCUAUAAUAUGUUUUUUUUUUUUGUUAAUCAGAUUAAGUUCAAAUUUAUAAUUUAUCUCAACUAAAUGGAUAAUUGAUGCAUUAUUUUCUGCAUCAGGGAAUGGUUUCCGUAGAAAAUGUGACAGUCAUCGCGAUUUCAAAAUACGAGGAACUGAAGGCUAUCAUCUUGAGAGGGUCGGAGCAACGACAUACCGCUGGGACUCAAAUGAAUGAUGAGAGUUCAAGAUCACAUUUAAUACUAUCGAUUAUCAUUGAGAGCACGAACCUUCAAACCCAGUCGCUUGCAAGAGGAAAGGUGAGAGCUCAAUCUCAUCCAGAGGGGAGUGAUUCAUGCAUUCUUAUGGAGAUGCCCGUUCUUAUUCUUGACGACCUUGUGCUCGAUAUUUCUCAAGCAGAAAUGUUGGCGCUGAUAAUCCUAACACGUCAGAUCAUUGAAAUGAUGAUUUAUUCAUCGCCAUCAUCUUUGAUCAUCUGAGCCUCCCUGUCCAUUUUAGCUUGAUUUUUCUGGUGUAUUUCAGAUUUAUUGAUAUAAUUUGUUUUAAAAAACUAUAAAUUUAUUGAUUAUAGCAUUAUAUUGCUUCAGACGUUAGUUCUUAAUUUGUAGGAUCAUAUCUCCCUCUUAAAGUGGGGUUUAUUUAUUCACUGGACAUUGUGACUCAUGCAAAUUAUUUUUUUUAAUUUUUUUUAAUUUACUGAUUAUGGGAUUAUUUGGCUACAAAUCAAACCACGUUUGUUUCAUAAUAUCUAAAAUAUUUAGCACUCUAAACUUCAUUUUUUUUAUUCUAAAAAUAUUUGGCAGCUAAGUUUUGUGGACCUCGCUGGUUCUGAGAGGGUGAAGAAAUCAGGUUCAUCUGGGCAUCAACUGAAGGAGGCCCAGAGCAUCAACAAGUCGCUUUCAGCUCUUGGGGAUGUUAUUGGUGCUCUUUCCUCCGAUGGACAACACAUACCUUACAGGAACCAUAAGCUAACCAUGCUCAUGAGUGAUUCUCUCGGUGGCAACGCCAAGACCCUCAUGUUUGUCAACGUCUCCCCCGCUGAAUACAACUUGGAGGAGACUCAUAAUUCUCUUUUGUAAGCUCCCUCUCUCUCUCUCUCUCUCUCUCUCUCUCUCUCUCUCUCUCUCUCUCUGAAUAAUCGGCCCCCUCUUCGGUGCAUGAUCUCACCUUCUUGUCUCGCCCAUGGCUUCCAGGUACGCCUCGAGGGUGCGCUCCAUCGUAAACGACCCCAGCAAGAACGUGUCCUCGAAAGAGGUUUCUCGGCUCAAGAGACUGGUCGCUUACUGGAAGGAGCAGGCGGGGAAGAGGGCCGACGACGACGAACUGGAAGAGAUCUCGGAGGACCGGCCUCCGAGUGACAGAGGGGAGACGAGGUUUUCUUCGUAG